GAUCCGGAUGAGCCACGAUAUUGUAUCUGCAACGACGUGAGCUGGGGGACGAUGAUUGCGUGCGAGAACGACGAUUGCGAAAAGGAGUGGUUUCAUCUACCAUGUGUCGGCCUCGAGCAAAUUCCUCCAAGGAGGAUCAAAUGGUACUGUCCGGACUGU
Molecule: messenger RNA, 159 nt
Organism: Eremomyces bilateralis CBS 781.70
Lineage: Eukaryota; Fungi; Ascomycota; Dothideomycetes; Eremomycetales; Eremomycetaceae
Exons: 2
Biological process (GO): regulation of DNA-templated transcription
Cellular component (GO): Rpd3L-Expanded complex; Rpd3L complex; nucleus
Source: RefSeq, a predicted model, not a curated record